AUGCCUUCUUUCCUUUCUUCCCUAUCUUUUUCUUUUUUCUUCUUUUUUUCUUCCUUUCUUUCUAAUUCCAUUUUGCUUUCUUUCUUUCUUUUCCAUAUUAUUUCUUUCAUUCCGUCUUUCUUUCUUAUAUUCUUUCUUUUUAUAUGUUUCUUUCUUUCUUUCUUUUUUAUCCUUUAUAUUCUUUCUUUAUUUCUUCCUAGUUCCUUUUUACUUUCUUCCUUUUCUUUUCUUUUUCUGUCUUUCUUUUCAUAUUCUUUCUUUCUUUCUUUUUUUUCACCUAAAUUCUUUCUUUCUUUCUUUCUUUCUUUCUUUCUUUCUUUCUUCACCUAUUCUUUUGUUCUAUCUUUCUUUCUCUCUUUUAAUUUCUCUCUCUUAUUUCUUUCUUUCUUUCAUUUUUUCUUUUUUUCAUUUCCUCCUUUUCUAUCUUUCUUUUCACUUUUUACAGUCUCAUUAGCAAUAUCUAUCUAUCUAUCUAUCUAUCUAUCUAUCUAUCUAUCUUUCUCGCGGCGAAACUCUCUCGCCGUCCGCUCUCAAACUGCAAUCCGCUCGCCGUCCGAGGCUGAUCUUCUUCUCUUCAGAAAAAAUGUCUUAUUGACAUCUAUCUGGUUGAGUCAUCUAUCUAUCUAUCUAUCUAUCUAUCUAUCUAUCUAUGAUAUAAAUAAACUAAUCGCAACUUCUGGGACAGCGAGUGUUUUUACAUUAAUAUUGCCAAUGUUUGUUUUCGUUCUUGUUGCUUCUGUGUACCGAAAGAUUUUCCUUCUUUGGCUAUUGACUCCUUGUCAACAGCUGGACAAAUACCACCUGCCUCUGUCGGCUAGCAGAUAUUUUGCAGGUGACAGACAACGACCAGACUAA
Messenger RNA from Acanthosepion pharaonis, 855 nucleotides. Lineage: Eukaryota; Metazoa; Mollusca; Cephalopoda; Sepiida; Sepiidae. The record is from the annotation of a GenBank genome assembly.